Rhodotorula graminis WP1 is the source of this 365-nucleotide messenger RNA. RefSeq lists its product as uncharacterized. The annotation marks the transcript as partial. The record is from RefSeq and is a predicted model, not a curated record. Lineage: Eukaryota; Fungi; Basidiomycota; Microbotryomycetes; Sporidiobolales; Sporidiobolaceae. The transcript has 3 exons.
AUGGCCUCUACGGCGACGUCUCCCAAAGCGCUCAAGCGCGCGCUCAAAGAACUCAAGACCCGCGAGCAGCUCGCCUCGACCUGGCUCGUCCGUAUCGGCUUGUUCCUCGCGCUCGCCGCGUGGGCGUACGACGAGUACUACUCGAGCAGGGCGGCGUCGACGACGAGGUCGAGGUCCAAGGAGACGCAGGGCGCAGCAAAGCAGCUCCUGCUGUACGUCGGCGGCGCCAUGGGCGUCGUCAAGCUGGCGCUGCGAUGGUACUUCACGCGCGAGCGGCGCGAGCUGGAAGAGCGAACGCUGGAGGACGAGGGAUCGGAGCGGCAGAGCGGCCGCUCCAAGGGCAGCAGGAAGCGGCGAUAGCGAAG